This is a messenger RNA of Vespa velutina, 4217 nucleotides long. Its product is annotated as NHL repeat-containing protein 2. The record is from RefSeq and is a predicted model, not a curated record. NCBI's taxonomy places the organism in Eukaryota, Metazoa, Arthropoda, Insecta, Hymenoptera, Vespidae. The coding region runs from base 128 to 2218 and encodes 696 amino acids. Gene Ontology annotation, molecular function: protein binding. The transcript is spliced from 9 exons.
ACGAUAUUCCUACGCCUCCCACUACAAACUAGAAGUAAAAUGAACAUAUAUUGGAAUAUAUUUUUUUUUUAUUGAAACACUGAUUCACCGUUUCGAAGUUCUUUUUUUUUAAUUCGUUAGUUCGUUCAUGUGUGGACAAGUGAAUAAAAAAAUGAGUGUGUCGGAUACAGUGAAAUUAUUAAUGGAUGCUUGCGAACAAAUUCGACAUGAUCUUCAAAUUAUUAUCGAUCAAACGGAAAAACAAAAACUGGUUCUACGCCAUAUAAAAACAUUUGCUAAUACUGACGCUUAUGUAAAGGACUUCCCAAAAGGCUUGGAAUGGUUCAAUGUCUCGGAGAAUCUCUCCAUGAAGAAACACCUCCAUGGGAAAAUAAUUAUAUUAGACUUUUUUACUUACUGCUGUAUCAACUGUAUGCAUAUUCUGCCUGAUUUGGAAGCAUUAGAAAAGGAAUUCUCUAUAGAGUUAGGUUUAGUUGUGAUUGGUGUUCACAGUGCAAAAUUUAUUAACGAGCGUGAUUCAACAAAAAUAAGGUCAGCUGUGCAAAGGUAUAAUAUAAUGCACCCUGUUGUUAACGAUGCAACACUUUCAAUGUGGCAAGAUAUUGGAGUAAUUUGCUGGCCAACAAUGAUAAUGUUAGGUCCAAGAGGGCAACCAUUAGUAAUUAUACUAGGUGAAGGUCAUAGAGAAGAACUAUUUUUAUACACAAAAGUUGCACUUGAUUAUUUUACAUCAAUAAACGAAAUAUCUGACCAUGCUCUUCCUAUAGCACCAGCUAUACAUUUGUUACCAGCUUCAACUGAUCUUUUACGAUUUCCUGGCAAAAUAGAAAUUUAUUCUUCUGAAAUGGGAGAAAAAUUAAUUAUAUCAGAUACUGGCAAUAACAGAAUUUUAGUAACAGAUAUUUAUGGGAACAUAAAACAUAUUAUAGGUGGAUAUAAUCCAGGCUAUAUAGAUGGUAAUUUUAAAGAAGCCAAGUUUAACGCACCUCAGGGUACUUGCGUACUCAAUGAGAUGAUAUAUGUUGCUGAUAAUGAAAAUCAUGUUAUUCGAAAGAUUGAUUUGAAAAAACAAAUUGUGACUACCGUGGCAGGCACAGGAAAACAAGGUCAUGAUUAUAAAGGAGGAAAAUUUGGUACAGAUCAAACACUUUCUUCUCCUUGGGAUGUGACAAUAUAUCAUUAUAAUAGUGGCAAAGCUGUUGUACCGAUUUUACUAAUUGCAAUUGCAGGCACACAUCAGAUUUGGGCACUCUUUUUAGAAGAUACUAUUUGGUGGAAAAAUAAAUUAUACAAAGCUGGUACAUGCGCUGCUAUUGUUGGAAACGGUCGAGAAGGAAAUCGUAAUAAUUCGUAUCCUCAUGCAGCAUCCUUGGCUCAACCAUCUGGUCUCGUAAUUGCUCAAGAGUAUAAUACUGCAUUUUUUGCUGAUAGCGAAAGUAGUAGUAUCAGACAGGUUCACUUAGAAGAUGGGAAAGUUUCUACAUUAUGUGGUGCUGACAAGAAUCCACAGAACUUACAUGACUUCGGAGAUAUCGAUGGUAUUCGUCAUAAUGCAAAACUUCAACAUCCUUUAGGAAUAACAUGGAAUUCUGUUCAACAAGAAAUUUAUAUAGCAGAUACUUAUAAUCACAAAAUUAAAAAAGUAGAUCUCGCAGGAAAUUGUAAAACAUUGUAUGGUGCUGGCAAGCCAAGUGAUACGUUCUCUUUUGAUGAACCAAGCGGACUUGUGAUAAAUAACAGUGGGGACACUUUAUAUGUAGCAGAUACGAACAAUCAUUCCAUUAAAAAGAUCGAUUUAAAGAGUAAAACCAUUUCGUCCAUUUCCUUCGUUCUCCCAGUCGAAGAUGAUGAUAAUGUUAAUGAAGAGUAUACUUUUGAUACGCUUAUAAAUGCAAAUGGGGGAAAGCUUACAAUCACAUUCGAAAUUAUAUUUGAAGGUGAUUUGAAACUAAAUUCUGAAGCACCUCAAAAAUGGUCACUCUCGUUACCAAAAGAUACUUGGAUGGCCAAAUCUCUGAGCGGCUCGCUUACAACACCAACGUCAAUUCAAAUUCCUGAUGGUUCUGAAUGUAAUAAUUUACGCUUUAUUUUGGAUAUUAUAACUUGUAAUAUCAAUGAAUGUAUACCAAAAAAGAUAUUGGUAGUAUUUAAAGUGCAGCGAAAUGUGGAUGGACCUCGUACUGUCAUCGAACAUAAAAAGAUCAUCAUAAAGAAAUAAUGAGAUAGAUCAAUUCAUUGAUGAAGAUUUUUUGCUGUUUAUGUAAAAAAUAUACCAGUGUUUUGUUGGUACAACACAAAUAUUUAGUUAUGCGCGUAAUCUUUUAAUUGUACUAAUUUUUCAAUGCUUUUAUUACGACCAGAAUAAUAUUAUCAAAGAGUAACAUUAUUUAAUUUAAUAGAGAAUUCUUUAGCAUUCUAGAUUAGACAGUUUUCUAGAUUAAUAAUAAAUUAAUAUUCCUCUCCUCCUUCGCCCUCACCCUCAACCGAAUCCAAACCAACUUCUUCAUAAUCCUUUUCCAAUGCUGCUAGAUCUUCUCGUGCUUCUGAAAACUCACCUUCUUCCAUACCUUCUCCUACGUACCAAUGUACAAAAGCACGUUUCGAGUACAUAACGUCAAAUUUGUGAUUGAGUCUACUCCAUGCUUCGGCGAUGGCGGUCGUAUUAGCCAGCAUGCAAAUCGCGCGUUGAACUUUGGCGAGAUCGCCGCCAGGUACAACCGUAGGUGGUUGAUAAUUUAUACCGACCUAAAAAUGAUAAAUUGCGAUCCUAAUUAAUGAGUUAGCGAAUUAACGAAUAGAAUCAAAAUAAUAAAAUUGGUAAAAUUCACGGAACCUAUUGGAACGUGUGCAUACCUUAAAUCCAGUUGGACACCAAUCAACGAAUUGUAUAGUACGUUUGGUUUUGAUAGUAGCAAUCGAGGCAUUUACAUCCUUCGGCACAACAUCACCUCUAUACAACAUGCAGCAAGCCAUGUAUUUACCAUGUCGUGGAUCGCAUUUUACCAUUUGGUUAGCCGGCUCGAAGCAAGCAUUAGUCAACUCUGCUACAGUCAACUGUUCAUGAUACGCUUUUUCGGCCGAGAUAACCGGUGCGUAAGUGGCAAGUGGAAAAUGAAUUCGGGGAUAAGGUACCAAAUUCGUUUGAAAUUCGGUAAGGUCAACGUUCAGGGCACCAUCGAAACGCAAAGACGCAGUAAUAGAAGAAACAAUCUGGCCGAUCAAACGGUUCAGAUUUGUAUAAGUUGGCCUCUCUAUGUCGAGAUUACGCCGGCAGAUAUCGUAAAUCGCUUCAUUGUCUACCAUAAAAGCGGCGUCUGAAUGCUCGAGAGUCGUAUGAGUAGUUAGUAAAGAAUUGUAUGGCUCGACUAUCGCCGUGCAUAUCUGGGGCGACGGAUAGAUAGCAAAUUCAAGUUUUGAUUUUUUUCCGUAAUCAACAGAUAAUCGUUCCAUCAAAAGGCUGGUAAAUCCGGAUCCGGUACCACCACCAAAAGCGUGAAAAAUAAGAAAUCCUUGGAGUCCCGUACAUUGAUCAGCUAAUUUGCGUAAUCGAUCUAAUACCAAAUCUACAAUUUCCUUGCCUACGGUAUAAUGACCUCUUGCAUAAUUAUUUGCUGCGUCCUCUUUCCCUGUGAUCAGUUGUUCCGGAUGAAAGAGUUGCCUGUAAGUUCCUGUACGUACUUCAUCUGAAAUAUAAAAGAGAACUUGUUAAAAAAUAACAUAAGAGAAAGUUAAGAACAUAAGAAAAAAAUAACAAGAUAAUCGAAAAAUCAUGAAAAUCACAAUACACAAAAAGGGGAUGAUAAUAAUCAUACCUACUACAGUAGGUUCUAAAUCCAUAAAAACAGCUCUUGGAACGUGUUUUCCUGCACCUGUUUCGCUAAAAAACGUAUUGAAACUGUCGUCCCCUCCUCCAACUGUUUUAUCUGAGGGCAUUUGCCCAUCGGGUUGAAUUCCAUGUUCCAAACAGUAUAAUUCCCAACAGGCAUUACCAAUCUGAACUCCACCUUGUCCUACGUGCACUGAUAGACACUCACGCUAUCCGUCAAUUUUAAGUAAACUCGAAUCAGUCAUAAUGAGUAAUACAAACAUUAAUAGAUCAUUAAUUGAUAAAUUGUCAAUCCUUGAUAAAUUUUGUACAAGUGACUUACCAUUUUUUACGUUUAAUUAUAUUGCUACUUUAUUUUUCAGUUAUGACGAAAUAAAAAGGGUUAUAUCUU